Molecule: messenger RNA, 630 nt
Organism: Haemorhous mexicanus (house finch)
Lineage: Eukaryota; Metazoa; Chordata; Aves; Passeriformes; Fringillidae
Gene: ARL2BP
Product: ADP ribosylation factor like GTPase 2 binding protein
Exons: 7
Coding region: 173-622 (149 amino acids)
Biological process (GO): positive regulation of tyrosine phosphorylation of STAT protein; maintenance of protein location in nucleus
Cellular component (GO): mitochondrial intermembrane space
Source: RefSeq, a predicted model, not a curated record
GGGCCGGAGCCGCGCUGUGAUUGGCUGCGGACGGGGCGGAAGAGCGCGUUCCCCAGGAGACGGCCCGAGGGGAGGGGUUGCGCGCCGGCCUGAGGGCGCACUUUAGUCAAAAGAAGAAAUAACCACUAACGGCUGAAACAUACAUCUCUUCCACUCUGGCUAGGCAGGAGCAAUGGAGACUUCUGAUGGAGAAAGUUUGGGUGUAGCCACCUCCACCACUUCUGAGGAGUUUGAUGCAGUUGUUGGCUAUCUGGAGGAUAUCAUAAUGGAUGAUGAUUUCCAGUUAAUACAGAGGAAUUUUUUGGAGAAACACUACCAGGAGUUUGAUGACUCAGAAGAAAACAAGCUCAUCUAUACGGACAUUUUUAAUGAAUAUAUCUCUUUAGUAGAGAAAUACAUUGAAGAGAAGUUGCUUGAUCGGAUUCGUGGGUUUGAUAUGGUUGCUUUCACAGUGUCAUUGCAACAACACAAAGAUGAAAUGCCAGGUGAUAUAUUUGAUCUGCUUCUCACAUUUACAGACUUUCUGGCUUUCAAAGAAAUGUUCUUGGAAUACAGAGCUGAGAAAGAAGGUCGAAGUCUGGAUUUAAGCAGUGCGUUAGUGGUGACUUCAUUAAACCAUUGAACAAGUCA